CCAACAGAGGAUGUGUGUGCUUGUAAUGAUCAUUUACAUUUACUUUGAUGUAUUUGGCAGAUGCUUUUAUCUUAAGCAAUUUACAUUGCAUUCAAUUUCAUCAGCUCUUGCUUUCCCUGGAUUGUGAUCUGAUCUGUUUUUUCUCUGAAUAUCUGCGAGACUGAAGCCAAUCCAGAAUGACGGCCGCCAUCAUCAACAUCACCGUCUUCAUCACUCUCUGUCUGAUCUCAGGUCAGGUUUGUUUCAGAGUGGUUGGAUGCUCUGGAGGGAGUGUAAUGUUCAAGUGCAUGAGCUCAAACCAGAGAAAGUCUUAUGAUCAGUUUAAAGGAAAGUAUUUCUGAAGAAACAGUGACUGUACGACAGGAAUCAGUACUGAGCUUCAGCACCGCUGGGUUAAUAACGGGAGAUUCACUCUGUGUGAUGAUGAAAACAGCAGAUUCUUCACAGUGUUCAUCAGGAACCUCAGCAGAGAGGAUGAUGGGAAAUACACAUGUGGAGACAAUCAGAAAUGGAGUCAUGAUGUUGAUUUAAAGGUGAACAGCGACUCUUCUUCUUGUGGGAUGUCUGUUAUCCGAUCUGCAUAUAUUGGUCAAACGAUCACUUUCAACUGUAAAUAUGAUCAUAAGUUUAAAACACACACCAAAGUCUUCUACAGAGUGAACGUGGAUCCUGUGCAUGUGCUGAACAGCUCUCAAUCAUCACAAUCAUCUGAGGAGAAGUUCAUCCUGACUGACAGACAGAAAGAUCAUUUUACUGUGACCAUCAGAGACAUUUCUGCAGAGGAUGGUGGAGUUUAUUUAUGUGGAGUGGAGAGAGACGGAUCAGAUAAACCACCUUCAGAAACAUCAAUUACUCACAUCACCUUCAUUAAAGAGAUUGAGCUGAAUGUUUAUAGUCAAAUAACUUCUGUCCAGGUUCAGGCCUACAUCAGUAAAUCAGUCUUCAUCACGUGUAAAUUUCCACAAGAAUUCAAAGAAAACAAGAAAUUCAUCCAGAAAGAUUCAUCACAGAAGAUCCCUGUUGAUGAACAGAAGCGAUGGAUCCGUCAUGAUAAAGUGCACAUUUAUGAUGAUACCAGUAAAGGACUGUUGAAGGUUUUUAUCAGUGAUUUAACUGCAGCUGAUGAAGCGACGUACAGAUGUGGAGUGAAUACUGCUGCUGAUGAUGAUCCGUUCCUUGAGGUCAAACUGAAGAUCAAUCCAGUGCCUCCAGUGAUCAGACGUGAAGGAGAUUCAGCUGAGAUCAGAUGUCCUUAUGAUGGAAACCACACAAAAGAAAUAAAGCUUCUGUGCAAAGGAAAGUGUUUCACUCAAGAUGCUCGAAAUAUCAUUCAAUCAGAUGAAGAUCAUGUUAAAAACCCAAAGAUUUCAGUAAAGGACGACACUGAACUCAAUCUCUUCACUGUGAACAUGACUGACCUGAGAGCAAAGGAUGCUGGGAAAUACUGGUGUGCAGUGAAAGAUGUGUUUAACCUUCCCUUUGAGCUCAUGAUCAUCAUGAAGGACGCGGUCACUCAUGAAGCGUCUGUCGGAGGAUCAGCGUCCAUCAGCUGUAAACACAUCAGGAAUCACAGUCAGAGGUUUUUCUGCAGAGGAGAUCAGCCGAAUAUCUGCAUCAGAGACGGAGUUAGUGUUUCAUCAAAUAACAGUCCAAAUGGCAGAUUCUCUCUGACUGAAGAAACCUUUACUGUGAAGAUCAGUGAUCUGAGAGCAGAGGAUUCUGGGAAAUACUGGUGUGGAGAGGAGAGUUCGGGGUCCUUCAUAUUCACUGAAGUUCAGCUACAUGUGACCAGAGGUGUUAAGUGCUAUAAUCAGGUCCCUGCCCAGUCAACACGUGAGAUCACGCGAUGAUCACAGUGACAUCACACCAUUCUCAUACGGUGAUCCUCACAGUGUGAGUAAUAUAUGAACUCAUUGUGAACUGAUGAUAACAGUGCAACCAUCACCUAGAUUCAGUAUGCACUCUUUGUGAGGAGUUAUUAAUCUAAAGUUUUUAAUAAUAGCACUGUAAUUAUACAGUAUAGGACCCAGCAGUUUCAUAACUGUUUGUGAAGGAUUUUAAAAGCAUGAUAAGACACAAGCUGAAAUGUUUCUCUGUGACUGAAGGAAACGUGAACUUUUUUUUUUCAUAAAAGAGUCUUUAAUUUUUGUAAGCAUCAGUUUGCCAGAAGACAAGAAUUAGGUAAUGCACAUUAAGCCAAUCGGUGAAGAGUGCAGGUGUGUGCAACAUAUUUGGAUAACACUUCCCAGUCAACAAUUUGAUCUCACAGUGAUCUCACCCUGAUCUCACAGGAUACUCAUGAUGAGGUCACAAUGUGAGGUAACAGUGAGCUAAAAGUGUAACCUCACAGCGUCCUCACUGUGUGCUCAUACUAAUGUGAGGUCAAAGUGCACUCACUGCACAGAGACUAGGUACCCAGCAUGCAUUGCAGCAUGAAGCUUUUGAUUGUCACCAUUGUUGAGAUUCAUACACUGAUUCUUGAUGUCUCUCUUUGUUUUAAAUGAGAGGAUAGUUAAUGUUUGUGUCUUAUGCUUUUAUUCUUCAUAACUGAUGAGACUGCUGGGUCCUAUACUGUGUAAUCACAGAGCUUCUAUAUUUAGAAACUGUUGAUUAAUAAAAUCUCACCAAGACUGCAUAUUGAGUGUAGAUGAUGACUGUGUUAUCAUCAAUAACAAACCAGUGUCACCUGGUUGCAGUCUCUUUUUGGUUUUUCUUGCCAUAACAAAUGUGCAAUUACAGCAGCCCCAAAAAUAUACAACAUUAUAAAGUCAAGGGUCAAGAGCCCAACUAAAGCAAACACUACUCACCACGAUGGUAACGUAUGUUUCAGUUGUAUCUUAUAACAGAAAUCUGUUAGCUGGGCGUGCACUCAUGAGCUCAUCAUGUGAGAGCACUGUGAUAUCUCUGUGAUAGUGUUGAGAAACAGGAAGUAGAAUGUAACACCGGUGACUGAUAUUUGGAGAGGGGUCUGGCUGCAGACCGUGGGCGAGUGGAGCUCCACUCUCGAACAGGAAAUACGUCACCUCCACUUGAAUUAAUCAAGAUGGCGUCUUCUUUAAAUUUUAACUCAAAUAAUUUUAUUUUAUCAUCGCUACAAUGGCGAACUGACACUUUUCUAACGUGCAGUGUAAGCAGAACGCACAGAGCUUUCAUGAAAUUAUGCACAAAAGGAUGAAGAAACACAAUGGAAUAUUUGUAUCCUAUAAAGACUGUGGGGCCACCAGGGAAAUGGACAACGGGGAGUGCUUUUGGGGUUUUACUCCUCAGAUGACCGCUCUGGCU
Onychostoma macrolepis is the source of this 3282-nucleotide messenger RNA. Its product is annotated as polymeric immunoglobulin receptor-like. The record is from RefSeq and is a predicted model, not a curated record. The coding region runs from base 561 to 1850 and encodes 429 amino acids. NCBI's taxonomy places the organism in Eukaryota, Metazoa, Chordata, Actinopteri, Cypriniformes, Cyprinidae. The transcript has 7 exons.